Messenger RNA from Sesamum indicum (sesame), 1321 nucleotides. RefSeq lists its product as uncharacterized. NCBI's taxonomy places the organism in Eukaryota, Viridiplantae, Streptophyta, Magnoliopsida, Lamiales, Pedaliaceae. The record is from RefSeq and is a predicted model, not a curated record.
UUCUUUAUAUUUUAUUUAGAGCUUACAAAGGAAAAAUGGUGACCCAAUUGCACGUUGUGAUGUGUGAGAUGAUUUCUUCAAACCUACUCUGUACUCACCUCAAAUUCCACUGACUUAAAACUUUUUUCCAAGAUUGAGACUUUUUGUUUUGAAAUCUUGAAAUCUGCUUUGUGGGCUCUGUGUGAUUUGAUUUGCCGAAGAUUCUAUUAGCUUUGUUGGAUUCUUACACUAGUUGGAACACUAUGGUUCAGGCAUUAGAAGCUGUAAGGGGUGGUGGAGGAUCCAUUAAAGUAGGUACAACCGGCACAAUCAGUGCCCUGAUGACUAGAGAAUUGGACUCCACAAAAUCUGAAUCUAAGGUGCCGUCAUUGUCUGCUUCUGUCUCUGUUUUGGCUGCCGAUACAACUCCUAGAAGAGUGAAACCUGGAACGUCAGCAGGCGAAGUUGGCAGCAGCAGCAGCAGCAGCAGCAACAGUUGUAAAAAUCAUAAAGGCCCUGAAACUGUAAGGAGGCGGAAGCACCAGUCUGGAAGUAGUGAAACUCCAAUGCUCACAGCUGAUGAUAUAUCAAUAGAUGGAACUCCAAUAAGGCAAAAGCCCAUCAAGAAGGGAAUCAAUGCGGUCGCAAUUGUGGACAUAAAAUGUGGAAAUCCGGUCAAUCCUAUCACAAAUCGUCUGAAGAAGCUUGGUUUCUCAAAAUCAUCGAACAGCAGUGUCUAACCAUGUGACCUCUUAAGAUCAGCUUUCAGAUUCCUUCAAGUAAAAUCCAGAGAAGGAAAUUGGCUGGUUGCUUUCUACUACUUCUACCAUAAAUCAGAUACUGGUGUUAGCCCUAUGCGUCCUCGCUUCUUCUUUGUGGGAAUGGUGAUUGAUGACUCUAGCGCGAGUUUGGACAACUCUCCAGUAGAAGCCAAGUCCGAAUAUUGAUGAAGAUAAUUCUAGGAGUUUUAGAUAAUCACAAUCAUUUAUGUAUAACUGAUGGUUAUCUCAAAGCAUCAAGUCUUGGAACCUCCCAAGAAUGACUCAGCCGACACUUGUAGUUGAAGAGAGGCAAUUUAAGGCCUUAUGAUCCUAAGUCUUUGGAACCUUCUAAAAUGACACAGACAUGGGCUUUAUGAAGUCUUAAGACCUAAGAUUCACAUGCAUCAAUUUAUAAUCAAUUCAAAGUUGCUGUCUAGUACUAAUCUCUAACUAUUUGCACUUUAUGUUUGUUUUCAAAAUGUUGGAACAGUGAGUUUGUUAUUGUGACAUACACAUAACCUAUUAUGUGGUGAGUGCUGAACUAAGCAUGCCAUAAUAUUAGGCCAAUUUUGAUGGCAUCA